This is a messenger RNA of Lactuca virosa, 1571 nucleotides long. Lineage: Eukaryota; Viridiplantae; Streptophyta; Magnoliopsida; Asterales; Asteraceae. The record is from the annotation of a GenBank genome assembly.
AAACUCAAACAUCCAAUACCACAAACCACCAUUUAUUUAUUCAUUUAUUCAUUCAUUCAAUCUAGAAAUGAAGGUGAAGAAAGGGUCAAAAUCGUCUUGGAUCUCAAAUUGUUUCAAGAUUCAUGAAGAACCAGUUCGGAUGAUUAGAGAACCUGAGAUAGAGAAGAAAGUUGAACCGGAACCCAUUAAGUCGCCUAAUUCGGCUAAGAGGAUCUCGUAUACAGAUAUAAACAGUUCGACGUUAUCAGAGGACCUAUCGACUUCACUAGCUGGAUCAAACCUCUACGUUUUUAACCUUGCAGAGCUUAAGGUCAUUACACAGUCUUUUUCUUCAUGCAAUUUCUUGGGUGAAGGUGGGUUUGGACCGGUUCACAAAGGGUUCAUAGAUGACAAACUUAGACCCGGUCUGAAGGCUCAGCCGGUGGCUGUCAAGGUCUUGAACAUAGACGGCGGACAAGGUCAUAGAGAAUGGCUGACAGAAGUUGUAUUUCUUGGACAACUAAGACACCCACAUCUCGUGAAAUUGAUUGGAUACUGCUGUGAAGAUGAACACCGAGUAUUGGUGUAUGAGUACAUGGCACGUGGCAGCUUAGAAAAUCAACUCUUUCGAAGAUUUUCCGUCUCUCUUCCAUGGUCAACUCGGAUGAAGAUUGCGCUACAUGCCGCAAAGGGGCUUGCGUUUCUUCAUGAAGCGAAAAACCCUGUUAUAUAUCGUGAUUUCAAAGCAUCCAACAUUUUGUUAGACUCUGACUACACUGCUAAACUUUCGGACUUUGGACUUGCAAAAGAUGGUCCUGAAGGAGACGACACACAUGUUUCAACUCGAGUUAUGGGCACACAUGGCUACGCAGCUCCUGAAUAUCUCAUGACAGGACAUUUAACAGCAGCAAGCGAUGUGUAUAGUUUUGGAGUUGUACUUGUUGAGCUUUUAACUGGCCGAAAGUCAAUGGACAAGAGCCGGUCAAACCGUGAACAGAAUCUUGCCGAGUGGGCUAGGCCUCAACUCAAGGGUGGUGCUCGGAAACUCAACAGAAUAAUGGACCCAAGGCUCGAGAGUCAAUACUCGGAAACAGGAGCAGAAAAGGCAGCAGAAUUGGCUUACCAGUGUCUUAGCCAUAGGCCAAAGGCAAGGCCAACCAUGAGUAUGAUUGUUAAUGCUCUUGAACCACUAGCGGAGUAUAACGAAAUGGCAAUUGGAACAUUUGUGUACACGGCCCCUACUGAGAACAAGAAGUCACCGGUGGAGAGCCCGGAGAAGGAAGUACAGCAUAAAGAUGGCAAAAUGGACAGCAAUGGACACCACCACCACCACCACCGCCACCAUCAACAUGACCGAAAGCACCGGAGUAAAUCUCCGGCCGUCCAUUCUGAGACCGAUUUACAGAGAGAUCAUAUGAUUUCAGGGGUGUAACAGAGAGUUAAACGACAAUGGAUAAUGUUUGGAACAUGCAUAGGAACACAGGUGAUGCAUGAAAAGUUGUAAAUGUACAGAUUUCAAGCACACAUCAAUAUUUUUUUCCUAGAUCUUCGUCCUUAUACAAAUUUCACAUUUAUUUCUUGAUCUCCGUGUU